Messenger RNA from Saitoella complicata NRRL Y-17804, 1170 nucleotides. RefSeq names its product mannitol-1-phosphate 5-dehydrogenase. The record is from RefSeq and is a predicted model, not a curated record. Gene Ontology annotation, cellular component: cytosol. Bases 1 to 1170 code for a protein of 389 amino acids. Gene Ontology annotation, biological process: mannitol catabolic process. NCBI's taxonomy places the organism in Eukaryota, Fungi, Ascomycota, Saitoellomycetes, Saitoellales, Saitoellaceae. Gene Ontology annotation, molecular function: mannitol-1-phosphate 5-dehydrogenase activity. The transcript has a single exon.
AUGCCUUCUCAGAAGAACGCCGUUCACUUUGGAGCGGGAAACAUCGGCCGCGGUUUCAUUGGCCCACUCCUUGUUCAGUCCGGAUACCAUGUAACGUUCGCCGAUGUCCAGGACGAGGUUAUUGAUGCAUUGAACAAGAAGGAUACAUACACUGUUCACAUCCUGGAUCAAGAGAAGACGAAGGAGGAGAUUGGCAAUGUGUCGGGUGUGAAGUCCACGGAUGACGAUGCCAUUGAUGCGAUUGCUGAGGCGGACAUUGUUACAACGAGCGUUGGGCCUGAGAUAUUAAAGAGAAUUGCGCCUGCUAUCGCGAAGGGGAUUAGCAAGCGUAGAGAACAGAAGAAGGGUGAUCUCAACGUCAUCGCGUGUGAAAACAUGGUUGGUGCGACUUCGGGGUUGAAGGAAGAGAUUGAAAAGGCCCUGGAAGGAAAGCAUGAGGAUUUGAAAUACAUUAAGGAGCACGUGGGUUUCCCUGAUUGUGAGGUCGACCGUAUCGUGCCUCCCUUCGAAUCAGAAGAUAAGCUUGAGGUUGGUGUUGAGGAUUUUUAUGAAUGGGUUGUUGACAAGACCAAGGUUAAGGGUGAUUUGUCAGGUGUGAAGGGAAUGUCUCUGAAGGAGAACCUCUCUCCCUUCCUCGAGCGUAAGCUCUUUACCUUGAACUGCGGUCACGCUAUGCUUGCCUUCCUCGGCUUCGUCAAGGGCUACAAGACAAUCAACGAAGCAAUUGAAGAUGAGGAGAUCAAGAAGAUUACUCGUGGAGCAUUGGAGGAGUCAGGAGCUGCUUUGAUCAAGAAGCAUGAGUUCGAUGAGAAGGAGCACAAGGAGUAUAUCGAGAAGACCAUGACGCGUUACGCGAAUCCCAACAUCCACGAUGAGCUCCCUCGUGUUUCGCGUAAGCCAUUGAGAAAGUUAGGAGAGAACGAGCGUCUUACUGGCCCGACCAAGAUGUGCAAGGAGUACGGUUUGCCCCGCGAUAACCUCUUGAAGGGUAUUGCUGCUGCGUUUUAUUUCGAUGUUAAAGAUGAUGAGGAGAGUGCCGAGUUGCAGAAGAUGCUCAAGGAGAAGGGACUCGAGGCUACUCUGGAGGAGACCACUGGUUUCAAGAAGGGCGAUGAGGAGUAUGAGACUGUUCUGAAGAACUAUGAGGAUUUGAAGAAGUGGAGGAAAUAA